AUGUCGGGUAUGGGUGACGGGUACGUGGGUACCGCCCAAGACGCGGUGAGGAUUCGACGGUUGGAGAAGCAGAGAGAAGCGGAGCGGCGAAAAAUCCAAGAACUCAAAACCAAGUCUGCCUCCGCCAAGGGCCAACCCGGUCUCCUCCAAUUCGGUUCCAGCACUUCCGAGAUUUUAGAGACCGCCUUCAAGAAAGAAACCGUGGGUUUGGUCACCAGAGAGCAGUAUGUAGAGAAGAGGGUUAAUAUUCAGAGCAAAAUAGAGGAGGAAGAGAAGGAGAAACUUCAGAAGCAACAGCAAGAAGAGGAGGAGCUUCAAUUAGAAAAGCGUAAAAAGAGGAAGAUCAAGGGCAAUUCUCGGCUGUCCUUUGCUGAGGAUAUUGACAGUGAACUCCAAGAGGAGGAGGAACCACGUCAUGAUAAUCUGGAGGCUAAUAGGUUAAGGCGUGGUAAACUUGGUAAAGACCCUACUGUUGAAACUGGCUUUCUACCUGACAGUGAGCGAGAGGCUGAAGAGCAAGCAGAGCGUGAAAGGUUGCGGAAACAGUGGCUUCGUGAGCAGGAGCAAAUUCGAAAUGAACCUCUUGAAAUCACGUACAGCUACUGGGAUGGAACUGGCCACAGGCGUGUGAUCCAGGUACGCAAAGGUGACAGCAUAGGGGAGUUUCUUCGAGCAGUUCAACAGCAACUUGCUCCUGAAUUUCGAGAGAUUCGAACAACAUCUGUAGAAAAUUUGUUAUAUGUAAAAGAGGACCUUAUCAUUCCUCAUCAACAUAGCUUCUAUGAGCUAAUUGUGAACAAAGCUAGAGGAAAAAGUGGGCCGCUUUUUCAUUUUGAUGUGCAUGAGGAUGUACGAACUAUUGCUGAUGCCACUAUAGAGAAGGACGAGUCUCAUGCUGGGAAGGUUGUAGAACGGCACUGGUAUGAAAAGAACAAGCAUAUAUUUCCUGCUUCAAGAUGGGAGAUAUAUGAUCCAACAAAGAAAUGGGAACGUUAUACUAUCCAUGGCGAUUGA
Sphenostylis stenocarpa is the source of this 1014-nucleotide messenger RNA. NCBI's taxonomy places the organism in Eukaryota, Viridiplantae, Streptophyta, Magnoliopsida, Fabales, Fabaceae. The record is from the annotation of a GenBank genome assembly.